AUGGAGUACUUUGACUUUGAAGGUGCCUCGUCAGCUCACGAAUCUAAUCACCAGAGUGAUGUUGCUUCGGUCGAUCUAGAAUUUGAUGAAGCCGAUGAACGGGCCGCCAAUUUCAAUUCUCUACUUCAAGACCAGUCUUUGGAAUUCGCCAAUGACCCGCCCGUCCCGGAGACGGCCGAACAGAUCUUGCCAAAUACCAUCAGCCCUGAUUAUGACACCGGGGUCUACCCCAUGUUCCGUGCUGAGCAGCCUUGUGACUUUUGUCGGCGAAUGGGACUUGACUGCUUUGUUGCUAAGCGGGGUGUGAUGCACCAGAACGGUUGCACUUGCUGUAUUUCUCUCUACCGGGAAUGCAGUUUCACCCAUGCCAAAGUUCCUGGCAAGUUCUUGCAGACACUACAUCCAGUGUCAGAGAACGCCUACAUCCCAACAGGCAGUCUGACUGGUAAAAAGGCACUCAAGUCAGUAUCCUAUGGUGGCUUUGGAGACAAUUCGGACUCGCGUGCUCUCAAGAACAACACUCGAUUUUCGCGAAAGGCUAUCAAUGUUCUUAAGGGUUGGCUGCGGGACCACGGCGAGAAUCCCUAUCCCAACGAGACCGAAAAAGACCAACUCAAAGACAAUACGGGAUUGACAAGAACUCAGAUAUCCAAUUGGCUUGCUAAUGCUCGACGACGCGGCAAAGUUCGUCCUACAAGCGGCACUCAAUCUCCUGUUCCAGGCGGCGCAGUCGACAUUCCUGAUCCAAACCUCAAGGAUCCUUCACUCAUGACUCCCAUUGAACGUUGGAAGCACUCACCCCCCGAGAACGAACCUGCUACGAUCAGUGAUAUUGCCCGUGCCUUGGCGAACCCACCAUUUGAUCCGUCACGUCCACGCUUAUCCCAGCCCAGUCACGUGAGGCCCCGUCGCCCUGGAUCUACAAAUGAGUCAAGCCACGCGAGCUCAGACCAUAAAAGAUAUACCGCCUCAGGCAGUAGUUUGGAUACUAGUCAUUCAUCCCUGUCUGAUCUCUCUUUUGCUUCUGCAUUUUCCCAUCGAUCCUCUCGUGGGUCAUUCGGUUCAAUGGACCGUAAAGAACGUCGCCGUCGCCGAAAGGCCUCGCUACCAGUCAAUACUUUCAAUCACCAAAAGGCACGAAAUGUUCGACCCUUCCAAUGCACCUUUUGCACAGAUUCCUUCGCAGCCAAAUAUGAUUGGCAACGUCAUGAAAAGUCCAUGCAUCUGAUAUUAGAUAAAUGGACAUGUUCACCUCAUGGUGGCGUCACUGAAGAGAAUGGCACCCUUCGAUGCGUUUUCUGUUUUGCCAUAAAUCCUGAUAAAGAUCAUUUGGAAACUCACAAUUAUCUCAAUUGUCAAGAAAAGUCUAUUCAAGAAAGGACCUUCUACCGAAAGGACCAUCUCAACCAACACCUUCGUCUCAUGCACAAUGCCAAAUUUCAACCCUGCAUGGAAAUUUGGCAAAGUAGCAUCACCAACAUUAAAUCCCGCUGUGGUUUCUGUGGAUCUACGUUACAUACGUGGAAGGAUCGCGUGGACCACCUCGCUGGCCAUUUCAAAAAUGGAGCGGGCAUGUCACAGUGGCAAGGGGACUGGGGGUUCGAGCCCUACAUCCUUGAACGAGUUGAGAAUGCAAUUCCACCAUACAUGAUUGAUUAUGAGUGGAAGUCGCCUAACCCUUGGACCACUGUGCAGUCACAAGGUGAUGAGACAACCCCAAGGCUGAGCGUACCUGACGAUGCAAAUUGUUAUGACCGUCUAUCAUACGAACUUACCAAGUACAUUCACGACCAAAUAGCACAGGGGAUCGUACCCACAGACGAAAUGAUACAAGCACAGGGUCGACGAGUGAUUUAUGAUUCCGAUGACCCUUGGAAUCAAACUUGUGCCGAUAAUGCUGUCUGGCUCGGUAUCUUAAAGCGAGAUACAGGCUUAGAUACUGCCGUGAACAACGACAUCAUUCAAUACUCAGAUUUGGGGUUACAACCUCCUUUUGCCAUACAUGGUGGUCUGCGUAAUCCUCCUCAAGAAGCAAACAUCCUAGCGCGGGCCAUUUGCCCUGGUGCUCUUCCAAGCCCCGCAGUUUCCAGCCCCGGCAUCCUAAGCCCGACCUAUCCGGGGACCGGUUUCUCUUCAGCGGGCCCUAGUGGCGCGGGGAGUCUUUCAGGGAGUUAUGUCGGUAGUGCAGGGAUGCUCUCUGCUGGCGUGCCGGCAUUUUCAUCUGAUUGGAGCAGUAGCAUCCCCGGCAACGCAUCGGCCUCUUCUGCUCCUGUGGAGGGGUCGGCUGAUCCGUUAGUACAGAUGGGAUUUGAUCCAAUAUUCCUGCAGCGAUUGAACGAUAGCUACAGUGAAUUGACGCCACCGGAGAUGGAGGGCCUGCCUUUGGAUGAGCGUGCAGCUUAUGAAGGCAAUGGAAAACAAAAGUGGGUGGAUCCAGUGACGCAGUCGCAUCCUGUAUUAGGUCUGCCAACACCAGAUCCCAAUGCUAUUCUUCAUUCGAAAGACAGCGGUUCUCCUGUAUCAGGUGAUGCCCAGCAAGGCAUGUCUGCAUAUCAUGAAGAUUCUGGACUUUGA
This is a messenger RNA of Penicillium angulare, 2574 nucleotides long. RefSeq names its product putative homeobox and C2H2 transcription factor. The transcript has a single exon. NCBI's taxonomy places the organism in Eukaryota, Fungi, Ascomycota, Eurotiomycetes, Eurotiales, Aspergillaceae. Gene Ontology annotation, biological process: regulation of DNA-templated transcription. The record is from RefSeq and is a predicted model, not a curated record. Gene Ontology annotation, molecular function: DNA binding. The coding region runs from base 1 to 2574 and encodes 857 amino acids.